Messenger RNA from Cololabis saira (Pacific saury), 1853 nucleotides. RefSeq names its product P2X purinoceptor 4-like. Gene Ontology annotation, cellular component: plasma membrane; nuclear inner membrane. The transcript is spliced from 12 exons. Gene Ontology annotation, molecular function: ATP binding; extracellularly ATP-gated monoatomic cation channel activity; purinergic nucleotide receptor activity. NCBI's taxonomy places the organism in Eukaryota, Metazoa, Chordata, Actinopteri, Beloniformes, Belonidae. Gene Ontology annotation, biological process: response to ATP; monoatomic cation transmembrane transport. The record is from RefSeq and is a predicted model, not a curated record. Bases 1 to 1194 code for a protein of 397 amino acids.
AUGAGCAAGACAUCGGGCUGCUGCCACAACUGUAUCAACUAUGUGUUUGAAUAUGAAACACCAAAGACCCUGGUCAUCCCAGCUGGAUGUGUGGGAGUGUUUUUCAGGAUCAGCCAGUUCCUGAUCGUGCUGUAUGUGGUGGGGUAUGUGUGUGUGGUGCAGAAGGGCUACCAGGAGACCGACUCCGUCAUCAGCAGCGUCACCACCAAAGUUAAAGGUUUUGCUUACACCAACACAUCUGACAUGGAGCCUCGUUUCUGGGAUGUGGCUGAUUACGUCAUCCCCCCACAGGGUGAUAAUUCAUUCUUCGUUUUGACAAACUUGGUUGUCACCCCUGGACAAACUCAGUCACGCUGUCCUGAGCUUCCAAACCCAUCAUCCAUCUGUGUGGACGACUGUGACUGCAUUCAGGGACUUAAUGAUCCUCGGGGCAACGGUAUACGCACAGGUCUAUGUGAGAACUACUCGACCUCUGUCAAGACCUGUGAAGUGAUCUCGUGGUGUCCUAUUGAAGUAGACACCCACCUGCCAAAACGUGCACUGCUAGCUGCAGCAGAAAACUUUACUGUGCUGAUCAAAAACAGCAUAACGUACCCAAAAUUCGACGUUCACAGAAGAAACAUACCGCCUCAUGUUAACUCCUCUUAUCUGAAACGAUGUGAAUUCAGUGCAACAGACCCCGACUGUCCCAUAUUCCGCCUCAAACACAUGGUAUCAGAGGCUGGGGAGGACUUUGAAGACAUGGCUGUGAAGGGUGGCAUCUUAGGCAUUCUUAUUGACUGGAGCUGUGACCUCGACUGGUGGGUAGGGCAGGCAAAGUGUUACCCCAAGUACACCUUCCGCAGGUUGGACAACAAAAACCCUGUUAACGACGUGUCCCCUGGUUACAACUUCAGGUUUGCGAAAAACUACAGGACACCAGCCGGAGAGGAAGAAAGGAUAUUAAUUAAAGCAUUUGGUAUCCGCUUCAACGUCAUCGUGUUUGGAACUGCAGGAAAAUUUUCCAUCGUGGUAACCAUCGUGAACCUGGGUGCAGCCUUGUCAUUCUUGAGUUUGCUGCCUCUGGUUGCAGACUGGGUGAUGGUAACAUUGUCGAAGAAACGAGAUCUUUACAGCAGGCACAAAACAACGUAUCUGAACGAGGAGGUUGGCGCUGAAUCAGUGUCUUUGGCCACCGAAUAUGGAACCCAGUAGCGCGCUCAAGAGAAAAGACAAUCUUUUUAAACAAGAGUUGUUGAAAUUUGCCACUAAAAUGUGAUGAAGAGGGGGGUUUCAUCUGUUUUCCAGGGUAACUGAGAAGCCAAACAUUUCCUGGGAUCUUGAUGUCAUGUCUGUAAAGUGCUUAUGACAAAAUAUCAACCAUCCAAUAUUAUGUUAUAUCAUGUCUGUACACCUUUGUUUAUCAGACCUGGUUUUACUGAGAGGAGUCAGCCAUUGUUGCUUUGUACUUUCCACUUCUGAGGUACAAUAAAUGAAGCAUACAGUAUUGGGUAAUUGGGUGAAGAUUAAGGUUAUUAUCCUUUUGUUUUCAAAAUGUAAAACAUUUUUUUAUAGUUAGGCGUGGUAUCCACAUUACACUCCAAACUGAAACGUAUUUAUCUGCUGCAGAGCCAAUUAGGUUUGCUGUGGUCCUACAUGGACAGACAAAACGAUCAUGAAGCCGCACAGAUUCUCUAAACAGAUCACUCGUCUGAGUUGGAACAUUUGUUCAAUUUGAUUCACCAAACCAACAUCAUGUCACUAUCCCCAGAAGAAAACACACAACCUCUACGACAACACGGGUCGGACGUUGUUGCCCUUGGUUUCAGCUGUUAUGUAGCCAAAUUCUGCAUUUAAUAAAAUUGCAACUUCUA